AUGACAAACACAAAAGGAAAAAGGAGAGGGACACGCUACUUGUUUCCUAGGCCCUUUCGAAAACAUGGUGUUGUCCCUUUGGCUAUGUAUACGCGAAUAUACAGGAAAGGUGAUAUUGUAGAUAUCAAGGGUAUGGGCACAGUUCAGCAAGCAAUGCCCCACAAAUGUUACCACUGCAAGACUGGACGAGUCUAUGUUACUCAACGUUCUGUAGGUAUUAUUGUAAACAAACAGGUUAAGGGCAAGAUUCUAGCCAAGAGAAUUCAUGUGCAUAUUGAGCAUAUUAAGCAUUCUAAGAGCAGAGAUAGCUUCCUGAAGCGUGUAAAGGAAAAGGAUAAGAAGAAGAAGGAAUCCAAAGAAAAAGGCACUUGGGUUCAACUGAAAUGCCAGCCUGCUCCACCCAGAGAAGCACACUUUGUGAGAACCAAUCCCCUAUGA
Messenger RNA from Trichosurus vulpecula (common brushtail), 438 nucleotides. RefSeq names its product 60S ribosomal protein L21-like. NCBI's taxonomy places the organism in Eukaryota, Metazoa, Chordata, Mammalia, Diprotodontia, Phalangeridae. Gene Ontology annotation, biological process: translation. Gene Ontology annotation, cellular component: ribosome; cytosolic large ribosomal subunit. Gene Ontology annotation, molecular function: structural constituent of ribosome. The record is from RefSeq and is a predicted model, not a curated record. Bases 1 to 438 code for a protein of 145 amino acids. The transcript has a single exon.